AUGAGCACUGAGGCUCAGCGUUUGAUGGCUUUGUCCCUGGGAAAGAUCGCUGCUUCACGACAACAGCGUGGGGGAAUCAACCUGCAUAAGAACUUGCUCGUGGCUAGUGUAUUGCAUAAAGCCAGGACAGCCUAUAUGAUGGAGAAUUUACAAACUGUACUUGCCAACAGGAGAGCCCAGGCCGAAGCACGGGAACAGUCCAAGAAGGAACUGAAAUGCCAGAUAAGUACUGCAUCGUCAGAAAAUACUACGAAUUCUAAAGAUAGCUAUACGCGUGACGCUUCAUCCGAGGUCAAAAGGUUGAGAACUGAAAACGAAACACCCAUUCAUGAAGACAAAGAAAAUUCUCCGCCUGCCAAAUGUUUACGGGUAGAAAACGUCAAAAUCGAAGCCGAGCGACCAUCGGAGAAACCCGAACCUUGUCAUGAAAAAUUCGAAGCGAAUACACAAGUUACGCCAUUAGCGGAUGCAGGCCAUUGUACUGGGGGGAAGGAGGUCACGGAUUACGUCAGCAAGCCUACACAGAACUGUACUAGGUGCGCUUCCAAGCGGAGGCGUUCCCUCGAAAAUAGUUUCGAUUCAGACAAUUGUGUGUUGGCCAAAAAAGCUAGAAUGGAGAAUGGACCAAUUAAUGGGAUUAACUCAGACAGUUCAGUCGAAAAUAUGCAAACUGAGCCGUCCCAAAUCACGAGUCUUGUCAGUAUAUUCAACGCUGGCUUUGAGGGACUCUGUGAAGAAACGACAAAAGAAAAAGAAACAACGGACUCAAACAACAAUGAAAAGACAUUUGCUCCGAGUGAUAAUUUAUUCUACGCCGUUCAGUCGAUAAAUGGAUUUACAAUCAAAGACAAUGGUGUCUCCUCGUGCGGCACUCAGGUUAUUGACAGUAGCCGAGACUCGAUCUCUAUGGCAACCCCGAUUGCGUUAACGGUGUGA
Molecule: messenger RNA, 936 nt
Organism: Magallana angulata
Lineage: Eukaryota; Metazoa; Mollusca; Bivalvia; Ostreida; Ostreidae
Product: immediate early response gene 5-like protein
Exons: 1
Coding region: 1-936 (311 amino acids)
Source: RefSeq, a predicted model, not a curated record